AUGAAAAAAAAAACACGUUUACCAAGAUCUAAUAACCCUUGGGAAAACGUGAAAAGCCUAAAAACUUGCGAUGUUGAUCUGUUAUUUUCCUAUGAUUUGAGCAAAGGUGUUAAUAAUAAGUUUGUUUCAUUUGCUCUUAAUUUAUUAUCGGUUAGUAAAAAAUAUGAUUUAAUAUUUAUAAGUUACGAUCAGUAUAUUCACAUAUACGAAUUAAAUAAACUUAUAGAUAAUAGUAAAUGUUAUAGAAAUGGACAUUUUAGGAGUGAAAAAUCGAAGAGUAUUAAUAGUUUUAUAAAAUAUGGAAUAGAAAAAAGUAAUAAGUCUUUUAGUAAUUUGAAUAAACUUAAAUAUGCUUAUGACGAUGUUAAAAAAUGUUUAGAUUUAAAUGAAUGUUGUAUUCCUUUUCCUUCAAUAAUAUUAUCUCCAUAUAUGCAUUCCAAAGGAUAUGUUAAUAUAAAAUGUGAAGAACACAACAAUUAUGAUAAAAGCUUAUUAAUAUCAGUUGGAUGGUCUGAAGAUACGAAUGUUUAUUAUAUUGACAAAAUUUCAGAGUGCAUAAAUAUUAAAAAUAAUAUAAAAUACUUAUUAGAAAAAAAUGUAUAUGAUAUGGCGAGAUAUGAAAAAAACGAUUUAAAUGUUAAUGAGAAAUACCACCUCAAUAUGGGUAAUAGUUUUUUUCAAAGUUUUACUGAUCCAUAUCAUUUUUUAAAAAAAAUAAAAAUCGACGAAGAUAAUUUUAUAUUAAAUUUAUUAUAUAAUAAUGAUGAUAACAAAAGAAAUGCCAACAACAUUUUUAAUGGUUAUGAUGAAUAUUGUGAUGCCUUUGAAUUGUCCUCAAGUUUGAGUAAUUUUAAUUAUUUAAAAAACACUGAAAAACAGAAAAGGAAUUGGCGUUUAUACAAGUUGGUAAUUCAACGUAAGAGGAAGCGAACAAAAAAAAAAACACACACUAAAUUAAAUAAAAUAAAACGGUUAGAGAAAAACUUAGAUAAUAUUAUCAUUGAUCUUGAAAAUACUCGGCAAAAUUCGAAGGGUAAAAAUAAAUUGGGUACAUUAAACUUUUACGAUACUUCAAAAAAAAAUGGAAUAUGUGUAUACAAAAAGCGAAUCAAUAAAAUUGAGAACCGAUUAUUUAAUAAAAACCUGUCUCUUAAUAUAAGCCUAUAUAGAAGGAAUUAUAAAUAUAUUUCACAAAAUGAAGAACAUAAGAAAAAUUGCAUUUAUAUGAGCAACAUAACAGAUGCAAUAGAUAUCAAUUCUUACAAUUGGAGAAAAAAAAGAAAGGAAAAGGGAAACAAACAAACACAAUUUCGAGUGAGUGACAUUUAUAGUAGUCUUGAAAGUGCUGAAGAAGAUGCAGAAGAUGACGAAGAGUCAGAUAAAAAAGGGAAUAGAAAUUCAAAAAAUUUUAAAAAAACAUAUAUGAAAUUUAAAAAAUUAAAUCAAAAUAAUGAUUUAAAGAAUGGUGAAUCUGAUAUAGAAGAAAUUACAUUUUAUAAAAAGUAUCAUGGUGAUACAUAUGUGGGGUAUAAUUUGAGAAAUAAUUUACACAUAGAUGAAAAAAACAGUUACAUAAACACAAUUAGAAAGGAAGAUGAAUUUUUUGAUGAAUAUAUAAAAUCUUCUGAUGACGAAGAUGGAUGUGAUAGUAAAUACAACAGUAUCAUGAUAAGGAGUGGUUAUAGAAAAAUAAAAAAAAACAAAGAAAACGAAAGGGAAGGAAAAUACGUGAUAAGCAAUCUGAACACUUCUUUUAAUAUUAGUAUACUUAAUAAUAAAUGUUUAAAAGAUAUGAUUAAAGAAAAAACAAGUAGAAGAAAUAAUAUUCCUGAAAAAAAUGUAAUAGAUAAAGAUGACGAUAUUUAUAUAAGGAAAGAGCAUACGAGGGACAAUCAAGUUGAUGGAAACGAUAGUAACAUUGAAAAUGUAAAUAGCAUAUCACAAAUGAAAAGGAAAAAAAUGCAAGAAAAUAUAAAGAAAUUAAAAAUUAUAGAUAAAUAUAUGAAGGGGUAUAGAGCAAAUAUAAAGAAAUUAGAUAAAAUAAAAGAGGACAGAAAAAGAAUUGUUAAUUUUUGGAAAUUAUAUAUAAAAAAAGAAUAUUAUAAUGCAUAUAGUAAAAAAUUAGAAUCAUUUUUAGAUCCAAGUACUAAAAUAAAAUAUCAUAGUAUAUGGAAUCAAAUUGAUAUAUUUUCAUUUGAUUUAUUUAAUUUGGGAUAUUAUGAUCAGAUAUUAAAAUCGUCUUAUUUAUUUGUCGAACCAGAUAUUGUAUUUAAUAAUAAACAUUGUUGUAAAUCUGAUACAUCAACUUGGGCUAUUUCUUUUAAUUUUGCUAAAAAUUUAUUAGCAAUUGGUUCAAAUACACAUAAUAUAAAUAUAUAUAAUUUGAAUAACUUUUACUAUUUUAGAAAGAGGUACAACUAUGAUGAAGCAACCAAAUUUUUUAAAAGCACUUUUAUCGAUAAAAAAAUUGAAACAAGUAAUUUAUUUGGAAACGGCUCUAAAUGUUUAUUAGAAGUUUGUAAUAUAAGUGAUGGAAAUGAUUUUUUUAAAAAAAUACUAAAAGAUAAAAACAGUAAAAAGAGAAGAAUUGACGCGAACAAGUGGGAAAAUACAAAUAAAGGAAAUAAUACUAAAUGUCAUGACCUUGACAAUAUAGACAACAUUUGGAUUCAUAUAGAUACAGAAAAUUAUAAUAAAAGUAUGAAAAAAAUAUGUGAAUAUAAUUACAAUAGUGAAGAAGGAUCGAUGUUUAAUAGGAAAUAUGAUGACAUUUUCGAGAAAAACGGAAUAAAUAAUCUAUUAAAAAGAAGAAAGAAAAAAAAAAAAAAUAGAAAUAACUUCAGCAGUGAUAAUGAAAAUGCAAUGGAAAAACAACAUGAAGUAAAACAUUGUAUAAACGAAAUAAACACGGGUACACUGUACAAAAAUAGCUAUAUACCUGUCAACUUAUUAAUACUAUUUAAUAGGAGGCGAGAAGUUUUGAAAAAUAGUUUAUUAACAAUAUCAUUUAAUUUUCCUAGAGAUUUAAUUAUGCUUUUUUUAAAAGAAACAAAUUUAGGGGAUGAAAUUUGUAAAAUAAAAUGUAAAAGAAAAUAUAAUACUAAAAGUAUAAUAAAAAAUAUGAGAAAUUUAUAUAGUAAAAAACAUGAAUCCAACGAAUGGAAUAAUUUAAAAUUAUUUAGCAUUAAUACAGUGAUAAAUAAUAAUAAUUAUUAUUUAAAAAAUUGGUAUAUUAGAUAUUUACGUAACAAUGUUAUAUUAAAAAUAAAUAAAAAGUAUUUCUUAAUGCAGCAUAAGAAAAACUCGAAAAAAUUAGGUUGUGGAAAAAAGUGUAGUAGUAUAAAGGAAGACAUAAAUAAAUAUCUAUUUAAUGAUGAGUAUAUAAAUAAAUAUUUUAAUACCAUCUAUAGUUCCAAAAAAAAAUGUUUUAAUUUUAUGGAAAAGGAAAAGAAGUGUAUUAUAACAGAGUGUUUUGAGAAGAGAGAUGAGAAUUUAUGGAAAUUUUGCAAUUGCUUAAAAUGUGAUAAAAACAAAAAGUUGUUGCUAUAUACUAAUAUAUAUAGCUAUAAAUACGCAAACGAAGUAUUGAAAAGUAUAUGCACCAAAUUUAGAAAGUUUAUUAAAGAAAGACAUGAUUUUAAUUUUCUAAAUACAAAUAAAUUGUGUUCCAAUUUAAAUGAUAUAUUUAUAGUUUUGGAUAAAAAUCAGACAACAGAAGACAUAUAUAAUUAUACACAUAUAUCUCAAAAAUAUAUUAAUAAUCUAAAAACAAUUAUAAGUAAUAUACAUACACAUUCUAUAUUGGGAAUAUGCUCAAAUUGUGAACAGCAAAGCUCAAUCGUGAACAAAUAUACAAAAGAAAACAACGAAUUACACGAAUCUGAAUUGUAUAACAAAAAAAUUUUAAUAAUUUGCGAAUUGCGUGAUCAUAAUAGUAACAUAUUAGACAAAAUAUUAUUAACAAAUGAAACAAUAGAAGAAAACGUUGAUUUUUUUUCUACUUCAUUUUCUGGGAGUGAGAAUGAUGAUCCAAGCAUUAAUGAUGCUUUUCCAUUUCAUUUAAAUAAAAAAGGCAGAAAUCGUAGCAAUACAAACAAUAAUGGGAAUAACGAUAAUUCGAAUGAUGAAGAGAAUGAAAGAAACGAAAAAUUUGCAAAGAAUAAAAAAAAAAAAAAAAAAAGUUUUAAAAGAGGAAUUGGAAAUAAAAGGCAUUUAAGUGGAAUUCUAAAUCAAACAAUUAAAAUGGAAAUAUUUGAAUUAAUUAAAUAUAAACCCAAAAUAAUACCAAAAAGUGAUAAAAAUAAAUUACGAAAACAUAAAUUUACAAAUAUUAUUAACAAUAAUUCUUCAAUUAAUUCAGAAUCCGAUUCGAAAGGAAGUAGUUCAUCACAAUUUAGCGUGCAAAUUAAUAACAACGUAGAUUAUUUUACCUAUCAUGCAUUGCAAAUGAAUAAUAAUUUGGACAAUUUUGAAAAUACAGGUAUGUUGAGCGAUAUAGUUAGUAACAACAAUGAUAAUGAUGAUAAUACAAAUGAUUAUGAACUUAAUACAAGUCAAACCAUAAAUAUAAAUGUAAUUAGUGGGACUCGUAGAAUGUUCAGAGGGGAAUAUAAUUAUGGAUUUUCUAAUAACGAGGAAAUGAUUGCUCGAGCAUUAAAUAAUUUUCGAAUUCUUAGAACCGGUUUUUUUAAUAAUUCUAGAAAUGAUUCUACUAAUAAUUCCAAUGACAAUAAUUUAGGAUCAAAUAUGAUAAAUCAAAAUCCUCAUCAAAUUGUUAGAGAGUCACCAAAUAAUUCUCAAGGAGAUUCAAUAGUUGAUUCUAACAACCAUAACGAUUCUAAUAGUGCUUACAUAUUCACCAAUUGGAAUGCUCCUCAUUUAAACAUGUUUCCUAAUAUAUCAAUGUAUGAAUAUUUAAAUAAUGUGAGCCCAUCAACCAAUGCAUUCACUUUAAACGCAAGGACUACAAAUGAUAAUAAUGAAAGUGAAAACAACAUACAUACUGAAAAUGAUAAUAUAAUCAUGAAUGCAUAUACACCCCCAAAUAUAAAUAAUAAUUUGAAUUCCAUUGAGCAUAGUAAUGCAUAUGCAAGAGGAAAUUAUGAUGACGAAUUAAAUAACAGCAAUUAUGCUUAUAAUAAUGUAAAUUAUGAUGUAAAUACAAAUAAUGUAAACAUUCGAAAUAAUUUUUCAAAUGAUAUUUCUAAUCUCGUGCAAUUAAAUAAUAGCAAUGAGUUGGUUUUUCUUAAUGUUGUAUAUAAUAAUGCUUCGGAUAAUGGAGUUGAAAAUACUGAUAGAUUCCCCAUUUUUCAUUUAACCAAUGCAUAUUUAAAUACAAAUGUUAUGAACAAUGUUGAAAGAAAUCUGAUAAAUAAUUCUGUUCACGAAAACAAUAUAGAUAUAAACUCCGAAAAUAUUGUUGUUGGAAAUUUUGUAGGGAAUAUGGAUGAUAAUGUCGAGGAUUAUGUUGAGAUUUCAAAUGAUAAUUUGGAGGGUAAUGGCUCAAACGAUUCAAUAAAUAACACAGGUAGUAAUAUAAGAGGAAAUAGAGAAAGUUUAUGGGGGAGUUUAUUGAACAGAGUAAACACAAACAUCAACAGCCAAGUAGCAAGACAGAACCUACUUAGUCUUAAUAAUGUAAAAAAUUUAAUAAUAAUGGAAAGUUUAAAUCGUUUAAAAAAUAAAGUCAAAAGAAUGAAUGAAAUAAAUAAAAAAUUUAGUGAAGUUCCAUUUAAAUUAACUCAUAUUACUGAAUUAAAAAAAUAUGAUGCAAAAAUUAAAUAUGUAUAUACCUUAUCAAAAAGUGCAGAUGAAAUUUUUAUGAAUUAUAAUAGUAUGAGUAAUUCAGAUUUACAGUACAAUUUUGUUAUUAUAUGUGAAGGAGCUCAAGAAAAACACCUAAAUAGGCAUGCUUUUGUAAAAAGUAAAAAGAGAGAUGAAGCUUAUCAAGUGCAGCAAGCAAAUGAAAAGGAUAUAAUGCAAGUAAGUAGUGCAAACUGUUAUUUUAAUAGUUCAGAUAAAUUACAUGAAACUGAAGAAAAUGAUAAUAAGGAUAGUCCCUUUAUAAAAUGCGAAGGGGAUUAUGAAAACUCAAUAAAUAGUAGCAUGCUUCGUAAUAUGAAUUCAGAUAGUUUUCAAAAUGAUGAAAAUGGCACUUUUAUAAAUAAUGUAAAAAUUUAUAAAACUGAGGAAGAUUACAAAGAUUGCAUUGGUAUCGAUUUUUUUGCUGGUGCAAAUGAUAGUAAUCAUAUUGAAAAUUAUUCGAAGAAGUUUGAUGAGUUAGGAGAUGAUGGCGCAUUAAAAAUGGGGAGCGAUCAAAAUAAUGUUUAUAUACAUACAUAUGAUAAAUCAGAUGAAUCUUCUUAUUAUUCAUUUUCAAGUAGUACGGAAAGUGAUUUUAGCAAUAUCGAAGAAACAUCAUGCGAUGAGUGCCCUGAAUGUGAGGAGCAUUCACAUUUAUUUUAUAAUCAUAGAAGUAAUGUAAUAAAAUUUAAAUCUGCGUAUAAAUUUAUAAAAGGUAAGAACUCUAUUUUAUUUACAAAUAAUUUCAAUGUAGACGUAAAAAGUAAAAAAAAUGGAGAUAUUAGAAAAUAUUAUCUAAAGAAAAAUUGUUCCGAAAAAAAAUCGAUCACCCCCCAAAAAAAAAAUCGUAAAGAAGCGAAAAUUGUGACUCUACAUAUGAAGGAUUUUGACUACAGACCAUGUGAUACUUCAAAGGAUAAUGAAAUAAAGAGUGAGCAUAUUAGAAGCGUAGAAAGUAGCGAAUGUAGCGACGAAUAUAAUGGAAACGAUGAAAUCGUGGUAAAUUCAAAGUGGAUACACAAAACUUUAUUGCAAGAAAAUUAUUACGAAUGCAAAGAAGAAAAAUGCGAUGAAAAGAAAUCAAAGGAAGAAAAAACUAAUAAACAAAUUAAGGAAGUUUUUGAAAAAAUCAGCAGCAAUGGAACAAAGAAAAUAAAUGAAUAUAUGAAUGACGAGAAAAAUGAUAUAAAUGAUUGGAUCAAAAAAAAACUAAAAGUGGAAAAAAUAAAACGAUAUUACAAUUGUAAUGUGAGCUCGCUGAUUCAAUAUAAAUCAAGAGAAAUAGCAAAAUACUUAUUUGAUGAAAAAAAUAUAAAAUAUUUUGAAAACUUUUUUACUUGCACAUUAUUAAAAAAUAAUUUUCGCGACAAAAUAAAAAAUAGAUUAGAAAAUGAAGAAAAUAGUUUAGAAAAUGAAAUUAUAUCGACCUACUCAAAUGUUAGUUUUUAUACAUCUGAUUGGUAUGAUAUAUUUUAUAAAUUUAUUUUUGAAACAUCGCCUAGAUUUUGUGAAAAAAUUAUUAAACAUCACCAGCAUAAUAUACCUUGUGUUAAAUUUUCUCCUGAUGAUCGAUUUCUUUUAUCAUGUUCUGUUGAUAAAUCUAUUGUUUUAUGGAAUAUAUUUAAUACAAAAAAUAAGUAUUUAGAUAAAGACUAUAACAUAUAUGAUCAUAUUUUUCCAUCACAACGAUAUGAGGAUAGUUAUCGCAAAAAUAAUGAGGCAAUUUAUGAUAUAAACAAUGAAUUUGAAUAUAAUACGAAAAUUGAAGAGUUAAAAGAAAAGGGUAUAGGACUAGAGAAGUAUUGUGACUAUCUUUCAAGAUAUAAAAAUUGUCCAAAUGUGUUAUCAAAUAUAUUUGUAAAAACGAACAAUAUGAAGAAAAAGACAAUCUUUGAAAAACCUUUUCAUAUAACAAAAAUGUAUAAAUUUAAAAAAGAGACAGAACUUAUUGAUAAAAUUAAAUCAAGUAAUAUUGUAUGUAAACAAAAUUUAAGCAAUAUGGGUUGGGCGUGUGAUUUUGUUAUAAAAAAAAAUAUUCCAAAAUUUGAUUUUUUAAGUGAGUUGUUUCAAAAUUGUUUACAAUUCGAAUUAACAUCAUCCUAUAAUUAUUCUAUUUAUUAUCAAUGUACUGAUAAAGCAAUUAGUAACUUUUUACCCCUAUUUGAAAAAUAUUCUAUUUUUCAGUUAUUCAGAAGCUCAUUUUUGUGUAUAAGAAAAAAAUCCAGCUCAUAUGAAUAUACAAAACAAGAAGAAUUAGGUAUCCCAUGGAUGAAAAAUCAAAAUAAGCAAACAACAGUUUUAGAAAAUAAUAUCAUAAAAUACUUAUAUAAAAUUGGGAUGAAAAGACAGCAAUAUUUCUUAGAUGGUAAUACAAAGAAUUUAAUAAAUAUAUUGAUAGGAAAAAAUAUAAAUAAUAGAUAUUCAAAGAAAAAAUUAAAAAGAAUAUAUAAAACAAUGAAAUACAUCGCCAAAAAUUUAUUAAAACCAUAUAUUUUAAUCAAUCCCCCACGAAAUAGUAAUUCUUAUAAUAAAGAAAAAUUAGUAGAACUAAAAGAGGGAAAUUUAAAAUGCAAUUCAUGUAUUUUGACGGAUUAUGAUUUAGAUUAUUCAACUAACGAUGGGCAAACAUUUUACAAAAAUUUUAAAGGCGAAAUAAAAUCUGAUUAUAAUUUUUAUACUUAUAUUAAAAAUAAAAUGAGGAAAAAAAAAUUGGAGUAUAGAAAUAUGCAAAAAAAUGGAGUAGACGAUUUCACUUAUCUAUGUGAACAAGGGCCAAGGAAUAAAUUACAAUCAGAUAAUUCUUCUACUAUAUCUGAUGAAGGAAUAGAAGAAUUUUUCGAAAAUAAUGAUAAUGUGAAAUCUGAAAAUAAUAAUAAUAAUGAGUAUGAUAACCGUUUCGAUAUUAAUAAGGUGGAUAGAAUGGAAGGAGAAAAGGAGAAAAAUAAGAAAAAAAAAAGUGACAAAAAAAAAAAACAAGCAGAUGAAGAUUUCGAUACAGAUUAUGUAAAAAGGAUUCAAUUUGAAAAAUCUGUAAUUUACAAACAUAUAUGUAAAAUAAAAAAUGAUACAAGUAUGCGAUUUUUAUCAAAAGAAAACAGAAGAAUUAAAAAUAUAUAUAACAUUAAUUUUUCAAAAUGGAAAACAAUAUUAGAAAAAUUAAUGAAUCAAUAUAGUGAUAUGAAAAUUUUUAGACAUAUAUAUAACCAUAUAAAACGAAAGAUUAUUAAUAAAAAUGUGAAAAAAUAUUUACUAACAAAACAAAGCAUAUAUUUUAAUUUCCAUAUAACUAGAAAUUAUAAAGAUUCAAAAAUUUUGAACGAACUAUUAACCAAUUAUUCUACAUAUUUUUAUGAUGGAAUUGAAAGUAGAGAUAAAGAUGGCAUUGAGGAAAAAUGCAUCGAUAUUAAAAAUAUGAAUAAGCAUUUUUAUUCUUAUUUAAAAUUAAAAAGAAAUUUAUAUAAUGAUACAAAUAAACGUUCAAUUUACUCAUCAAAUGAAGAAAAAAAUGAUUCUAAUGAAAUGAAGAAAAAAUCGCAGUUUAAAAAGUUGGAUUAUAACAGGAAUAUAUCAUCAAAUGCACAAAAUAUGUGCUAUACUAUUAUAUUAAAAAACAAUUUGGAAAAUUUCCAUAAUGUAAUAAAUAAUAUUGUUAACAUUUCAAAUAGAAACAAAAUAAUAAAUCACCACAAAUAUUUUCGAUUAAACUGGGCUUUCAAUUGCAGCAAUUAUACUUAUAUAAAAAGAGAAAUAAAAAAAUUAAAAAAAAAAAAAAAACGCACCAGUGAAAUUAAUGACGAUAAUGAUAAGAAAUGGUACAAAAAGGGAGAAAUUUUUGAAGAAUUUUUCAAAGAUUUUGAUAAAUUAGAUUUAAGAUAUUCCAGAAACGAUGCAUAUAAUGAGAAAGAUACAUGCAUGGAUAGAAAAUAUAAUUAUUCUAAAAAGUUAAAAUCUGGAAUAAAAAAGGGCAAAUUGAAAAAAAAGACAAAUAAUAAUAUAGAGGGUGCGUUAAAAGAAAGGGCAAAAUAUAAUAUAUGCUAUUUAAGUUCAAAAAACGAAAAUUAUAAACUUAAUUAUUUCUACAAUUUAAAUGUUUUACAAAGUUUGUAUAAGCAUUGUGGGAAAGGUCUAAUUGUUGUGAAUAUGCAAUAUUACAAAGGAAUGAAAACGGAAGAAGAAACAAAAAAUAAUAUUACAAAACAAAAUUCUAAAAGCACAAAUAACAAACGUGGUGAAAAUGUAAUAUUCGAUAUUGAUAUAUUUGUAUGCAAGGAAAAAUUUGAUGAUAAAAUUGAGCUAGAACAUAUAAGGGAGAAGAAAAAAUCCCAAAUAUUUAAAACGAUUAUUUUUAUUAUAAAGGUUAAUUUAGACGCUUUGAAGAAAUAUGUGAUGAAAAAAACUAUUUUUGAACAUAAAUAUAUUAACAAUCAAUUUUAUAUUAAUGUAAAAGUUAUGAAAAUAUUUUACUUGACAACGUUACGAAAUUGGGAUUUAAGAAAUAAAAAGGAUGAAAAUAUGCUACACAAUGAAAAAGUUAAGAAAAAAAAUAUAUUAAACUCGCAUUUAUCAAAGGACGAAUAUAUAUUUUUUAUAUAUUUAACGAAAAAUUUAUUUAACAAUAAAUAUAAAUAUUCACUGACAAAAAAAUUAGUAUAUAAAAAUGUUGUAAAAAUUAUUCACUUAAUUUUCAACGCAAAGUCUAUCAACAUAACAAAAAAUAUAAUUAAAGAUUCGAUUUUUGAACUUUCCAAUAUUGAUGAUGCAUCUAUAUUGAGUAACGAUAUUUUUAGUUCUACAUUUAAACUAUUUUUCUCCAUGUUAACCCCGAAAAAAAAAUAUAUACUUAUAUUAAACAUUUCAAUGUUAAGAUUUUUAUAUUCUCAUAUUAGUGAUUCGGUAGAAAGAAUGGGGAAAAAAAAAAAAAAUUAUUAUUAUAGAAAUGAUACAUGCCAUUGCAAAAUGGAUGGAAAAGAAAAUUUUCAGACAAUAAUAAAUAACGAAGAAAAGAAACAAUUAAAUAAUUAUUUAGUAUUAUCAGCUGAUAAAAAUAAAUUAUAUUUGUUAAAAAUCCACUUUACAAAAUUAACUAAUUCUUUUUUUAGUACAAAAUUUGUACCAAUAGUUGUUCAACGUAUACCACAAGAACAUAAAAUAUUAGGAUCCUUUAAAUCAUCACGUAUCAGUUUAUUAAAAAUAAUUAAUGAAAAAUCAUGUAUCAUCUUAGCUAAUCAGUAUAGUAACAUGAUACUUAUUUAUUUUGUCAAAAAGUGCAUAUAUACUAACGCUUUCUUUUUGGUACCUUAUUGUACUAUCCCCCUAUACACUGAAAAAAUAGCUAGGCUUGCUAUUCCGGGCUUUAAUAGGAACAUUAUAUAUGGAAAUAAAAAACAAAUUUUAAAUAAUAUAAAUUAUAACUUCAAAAAUAUAUUGAUGGGAAACGAAAAAGAUACUAACGAGGAGAAAAAUUUUUAUAUUGCUGGGCUUGACGUUGUAUAUGUAAAAGGCGGCGAGAAUGAUUUUAUGAUAAAAAUAUAUGCAAUUUUGCUAAGUAAUAUUAUGUUUUGUUACAAAUUGAACUUUAGCUAUUACUAG
This is a messenger RNA of Plasmodium berghei ANKA, 11391 nucleotides long. Its product is annotated as WD repeat-containing protein, putative. Gene Ontology annotation, molecular function: protein binding. The record is from RefSeq and is a predicted model, not a curated record. NCBI's taxonomy places the organism in Eukaryota, Apicomplexa, Aconoidasida, Haemosporida, Plasmodiidae. The transcript is spliced from 2 exons. The coding region runs from base 1 to 11391 and encodes 3796 amino acids.